AUGGCAGGAGGAAUCUUCAACAACUUGGGCAGUCUGUGUAAAGUGGAUUGUGCUAAUGUUCACCCCUUGGUGUGUCACCUGUGCCAUGAGCAGUACCAGUCCCCAUGUUUAUUGGACUGCUACCACAUCUUUUGUGCCCGCUGCUUGAGAGGUCGGACUAUUGACAAUCGCCUCAGCUGCCCCCUCUGUGGAUACCCAUCUAUAGUAAAAGGGAAUAAUAGCCUCCCACCAGAGGACCGUCUUCUGAAGUUUCUUGUUGACAACAAUGCAGAUGCUGAGGAGGCGGUGCAGUGUGCCAAUUGUGACCAGGAAAGCAACAAAAAGGACACAGGGGUGAUGUACUACUGUAACACUUGCAGCCAGCCAUUGUGCGCCACCUGCAGGGAGCUGACACACAAGGCCAGAAUGUUUUCCCACCAUGAGAUUGUGUCCUUGGCCAAACGCACCAAAGCCAAACACAGGAAAUGCUCUCUCCACGAGGAACCUUACAUCCUAUUCUCUACAGAGAAUAAGUCUAUGCUUUGCAUCAAAUGCUUCAGGGACAUGCAAGUGGAGAGUCGGAGUCACUGCAUUGAUAUUGAAACUGCUUACGUGCAGGGGUGUGAGAUGUUGGACCAGGCUGUGCUGGUGGUAAAGGAACUGCAAACUUCAACUGGAGAGGCGAUCCUUCUGCUGAGAGCUAUGCUAGGAGAAGUGUGUCUGAACGUGGAGGAAGAAGAGAACGCAAUCUGCAGUCUGUUCAACAGUUUGCAGGAAAAACUAGAAGAGAGGAAGAAGAUCCUGUUAAAAGCAGCUCAAAGCCAACAUGAGGAGAAGGAGAAAGCACUGAAGGAGCAACUGUCACACCUUACUGCACUCCUACCUACCCUCCAGGUCCACCUUGUCACCUGUUCAGCCUUCCUCAGCUCGGCUAACAAGUUUGAGUUUUUGGAUAUGGGCUAUCAACUCAUGGAGAGGCUGAAGAGGAUUGUGAAGCUCCCUCAUCGACUGAAACCAGUGCAGAGCAGCAAAAUCAACACAGAGUACAGAAGUGAGUUUGCUCGCUGUCUAGAGCCUCUGCUGCAGAUAGGACCACGCUGCCCUCCUUCUGUCACUGGUUCCACAAGUGCUGCAAUACGGCUCCAGUCCCCUCUCUCUGUGUCUUGUCGCUCCCCGUCGCUCAGUGAGAUGCCCCUGGGCUCGGCGUUUGGGCGAAGGCCCACCUCUCACCGCAACAUCUGCACUAAGGUUCUUUUGGCCGAGGGCAGGGAAACACCCUUCACCGAGCACUGCCGCAAUUAUGAGAACGCCUACAGGUCUCUGCAGACAGAGAUGCAGAAUCUGAAGGACCAGGUCCAGGAGCUGCACAGAGAUUUGACCAAGCACCACUCCAUCAUCAACACAGAUAAAAUGGGGGAGAUCCUGGACAGAUCGCUACACAUUGACAGUCAGAUAGCUGCCCAGUACUCCACAGUAGAAACUAUGAGAGUCAUGUUUGAAGAGAUGUGGGAUGAGACUUUUCAGAGGGUCACGAAUGAGCAGGAGAUCUAUGAAGCCCAGCUUCAGGACCUGAUGCAGCUGAAGCAGGAGAACUCUUACCUCACCACCAUCGCUAGACAGAUCAGCCCCUACAUCCUGUCCAUUGCUAAAGUGAAAGAGAGACUUGAGCCCAGGUUUCAAGGGCCCAAAGAGCACCUUGAUGACCGCACUGAGACGAUGCUAAAAAUCUAUGAAGACAGCACAAUGACAAAAGACUGUCAAGACAGUGACAACCAGACUUGUGUCAAAGACAGAGACAAGAACAGCCGCCCACUGAUGCUCGAGGAGAAUCCUGUCAAGACCCGCCGUACAGGCAGGCAGAGGGGCCCCACAGAGGCGUCCAGCGGCAAUGAGAUGCCUUCAUAAACACCAACUCAUUGCACCAGCGUGCUUUAAUUCAGCCAUAACAAGCACAGGAUGGGAUGUGACUCCCAUGGCUGUCCACACCAUGACAUUUUCUCAGCAGCAGGAAGCUGUCAACAGCUCCAAGGUGAGCGCUGGGAUUGACACUAACUGGAUGUACACGGAGGCCAAGGACUCACACCUGUCAGAGCCUGACUUACAGGACCUCCUUAUUCAAUGUGGACAAAUACAACAAUAUCAUAAAGAGCUGUCAUGGGAUUCAUUAACAAAAGUGAAUAAGGUGACGUUUCUGGAUUGCCUUUUGUUGCUCUGUUUGUGUUUUUGCUGUUAGAAUGAUGAGUACACUGAGACUGUGAAUUAUCGCUCUGUCUGGUUUUUUUUACAGUGUGUGGAAUUGCUUUUUCUGGUAUCUAUUCUUUGCAUAAAACAUUUCCUGUGGAGGCUGAUGAUGGAUGACUGCCUGGGUCCGAUUACCCAGAAGACCGUUGAACCGGCGUGACAGCACAGAUGAAACACAGCAAAUGCAAUGAUGUGUGUCAUUCUUGGUGUCAGCUGAGGUCACAUGUUGAUGUGUGUCAUGUGCAUCAUCUCGUGUAUCGGCGUAACGUAAAAUGGGGCAGUCUAUUCCAGGAUUGUGUGUGGAGCUUUUUUUGCCUGCAGUUUCAACAUCCACAUGCAAAAAGCAGGAGAGCUGUAAUGGCAGAGGUGUGUGAAUGUUACUGGCCUUGCCUUAACCUCCAUCUCCUGCUAGCUUUUUCCAACAUCAUACUCAUCCCCAAUAUGCCAGCCAACUAAGGCUUUCUGUACUGCUGCAUGAAAUAUAUUCCUCUUGGUUUGCCUCUGGACUUCA
Pelmatolapia mariae (spotted tilapia) is the source of this 2731-nucleotide messenger RNA. RefSeq names its product ring finger protein 207a (gene rnf207a). Gene Ontology annotation, molecular function: Hsp70 protein binding; transmembrane transporter binding; zinc ion binding. The record is from RefSeq and is a predicted model, not a curated record. Gene Ontology annotation, cellular component: perinuclear region of cytoplasm. Lineage: Eukaryota; Metazoa; Chordata; Actinopteri; Cichliformes; Cichlidae. Gene Ontology annotation, biological process: regulation of heart looping; regulation of cardiac muscle contraction.